UCAGUCACUCUUAAAAUUCAUCUCUAGGAUAUUUGAAAAAAACUUUUAAAAUAGAUUAGUUUUUGAUGUUGAAAAGAGGAUUGAUUAAAAAGGAGAGUGAAAUCAAAGGUAAGAGAAAAAAGUUCUUCUAUUUCGAUAUCUACUCCCUUGUAAUAAAUAAUAAAGGAGAAAAAUUGCAUUUGAAAUUUUAAUUUACUGUUUUGGGGAUGGUAUAAGAAAGUGGCUAAUUUCAGCGACUACAUUGUAAUACAUAAAGAAAAAAAAAAUCACACAGUGUUGCUAAAUUUUUAUUAACAACUAGUUUAAUCAAGGUUAUGUUAAUUGGAGUUACUACUUUGAUGAUGAUGAUGCUGUAAAAAAAAAAAUCUUGUAAUGUUUUAUUUAGUACCCUUUCCCAUCAUAGUGUAAAAACAAAGCGACUAAUCAGACGAUUGAAGAAGGAAGUUAGAGUCUGUGAGAGCUCCUUUCUCUCUGUUACAUUUCUCAUAAGCCUUCUUCAUCUAUAUCAGAGACACUCGCGCCAGAACCUUGAGUCGCGAAGCGCGAUUCAAUUGACUGUUUAGACCUACGAUUCCGGCGAGACAGAGCGGGAUGACGAAGGUGAGAGAUGGAUUGUUGCUUGGGAAGAAGACGAUCCUCAAGAGCGAUUAUCUCCCAGCUUGUCAGAACAAGUCCGUGAAUCCUCGGAUCGAAAGUGCUCCAAAUUACCAUCAGGCUCGCUCUCUGCAUGUUCACGGCGUCGCUAUGCCAACCGCCGUUGGGAUACGAAACCUUCUUGACCACAUCGGAGGUCACAAAGCCAGCAAUCAAGUUCAAGUUCUUUGGAUUAGUCUUAGGGAGGAACCGGUAAUAUACAUAAAUGGGAAACCAUUUGUUCUACGUGAUUUGGACAAUCCUUUCACCAACAUGGUAGUACAUGGUAUGAAGAGGUUAAAUGUAGAUCAAAUGGAAGAAGAUUUAAGAGGAGAUGUUCUCAUGGAGGCAUCUAGACAUGGUAACAAGAUCCUUGUGACUGAUGAACUACCAGAUGGUGAGAUGGUAGACCAGUGGGAGCCAGUCUCAAAUGAAUCCUUAAAGACAAUGCUUGAGGUAUACCAAGAACUGCAAGCUGAAGGCUACCUUGUCGAAUAUGCACGUGUUCCUGUGACAGAACCCAAAGACACAGAUUUUGAUGCGCUGAUUAGGAAGAUAUCUCAGGCUGACAUUAACACGGAGAUCAUUUUCAGUUGCCAAAUGGGACGUGGAAAUACGACGGCUGGAAUGGUGAUUGCAACUCUCCUCUAUUUCAAACGUCCUGGAGCAUCAGGUACUUCAUUUCCUUCAGACAACUACUUUGGGAGAAUCUUUACAACUGGUAGAAAUAUUACUUAUGAUCUGCCAAAUUCUGAGGAGGACAAAAUCCGUAGAGGGGAAUAUGCAGUUAUUAGAAGCUUGAUACGAGUCUUAGAGGGUGGUGUAAAAGGCAAAAGGCAAGUUGAUAAUGCCAUAGACAGAUGUGCAUCCAUCCAGAACUUACGAGAGGCAAUCCCAACCUACAGCAGUAGUAUACUGCGUCAACCCGAUGAAAAGAAGAGAGAGGCAGCAGUCUCAUUGUUUGUUGAGUACCUGGAAAGAUACUACUUCCUUAUAUGCUUUUCUGUAUACCUUGAUUCAGAGGGUGCCUUCCUCCAAACUGGUUCGCUUGACCAUGUCAGUUUUGCUGAUUGGAUGCAAGCUAGGCCAGAGCUCUAUGGCAUUCUUCGCAGGUUUCUCAGGAGAGAUCCUAUGGGUGCCCUUGCAGCUAUGAAACCUUCUUUGACAAAGGUUGAAGAAUCUACAGAUGGGCGCCCCCAUGAGAUGAGUGAAGUCGCUGCGCUUAGAAGUGGGGUAGUACUGGGAAGUCAAACUGUUCUGAAGAGUGAUCAUAGUCCUGGUUGUCGUAAUGCAAGUCUACGAGAGAGGGUGGACGGAGCACCGAAUUUUAGGGAGGUUCCAGGAUUUACUGUUUAUGGUGUUGCGAACCCAACUGUAGAUGGUAUCCGAUCUGUCAUUGAAAGGGUUUGGAGUCUAAGAGGUCGCAGGCCGGUUUUUUGGCACAACAUGAGAGAAGAACCUGUUAUAUAUAUCAAUGGGAUACCUUUUGUCGUACGUGAAGUUGAAAGGCCAUAUAAGAACAUGCUAGGAUAUAAGGGAACCGAUAGGGAUACAGUCGAAGGAGUGGAGGCUCUUCUGAAAGAGGAUAUUCUUAGAGAAGCUAAACGUUAUGACGGUGCGAUAAUGGUCAUUCACGAAACCGAAGACCAAAAUGUUUUCAAUUGUUGGGAACAUGUGGAUGCGUAUUCUGUUCAAACACCGCUUGAAGUAUUCAAAAACCUUGAGACUGAGGGUUUUCCAGUUAAAUACGCCCGUGUACCUGUAACUGAUGGUAAGGCUCCCAGAAGCUCAGACUUUGACACUUUGACAUGGAAUAUCGCUUCUGCUUCCAAAGACACUGCUUUUGUCUUCAAUUGCCAGAUAGGGAGAGGUCGAACGACAACUGGAACUGUAAUUGCCUGCCUAGUGAAGCUUCGCAUGAAUUAUGGGAGACCUAUUAAGGUUCUGACCGAUUCAAUUGUGUAUGGCGAUUCCUUAAGUGGCGAAGAGGAACAUGGCCGUGCAUUUGGAAUGGAUGACAUCCUUCUGCUGCGUAAAUUCACUACACUAUUUGAUAAUGGAGUUGAAUCUCGUGAGGCAUUAGAUUCUGUGAUCGAUAGAUGUUCUGCAGUGCAAAAUAUCCGUGAAGCUGUUCUGCAUUACCGAAAAGUUUUCAACCAACAACAUGUUGAGCCAAGAUUAAGAAAUGCUGCACUGAAACGUAGCGCUGAAUAUUUGGAGAGAUACUUCUGGUUGAUUACCUUUGCAGCAUACAUUGGAAGCGAAAAUCUUGAUGUAGCAUUUGUGAAAGGAGGGUAUGAGAAUUGGCUGCAUGAAAAACCUGAGGUUCAAGCGUUGAAGUGGAGCGUAAGGGUAAGGCCUGGACGGUUUUUUACCAUUCCUGAGGAAUUGCAGUCACGACAGGGGGAUGCAGUCAUGGAGUCAAUUAUCAACAAACGGAGUGGUUCUGUCUUGUGCAAAGGUUCCAUACUUAAAAAGUGCCAAAGAACUUCAAGUCGUUUGCAGAUUGAUGAAGAAGGUGAGGAUUCAACUGAGACAAUAAGAGAAGAGGCAGAUGUUUACAUCAACGGAAUUCCAUUUGUCUUGAGAGAACUGCGUAAACCUGUUGAUAUCCUCACGCAUGUUGGAAUAGCAGGCAUAGUGAUAUCCUCAAUGCAGGUAGAAACACGGCUAAAAGAAGAUAUAUUGUCUGAGGUUAGAGAGACUGGAGGUCGAAUGCUAUUGCAUCGUGAGGAGUAUAGCACGGCAUCAAAUCAAUCUCAGGUUAUUGGAUAUUGGGAGUAUAUUCAACCAGAGGAUGUGAAAACAUCUGCAGAAAUAUAUGCUGCUCAGGAAAGAGACGCAUUAGCUUCCAAUGUAGACGCCAUACAUAGUUGCAAAGACGAUUCGCUAGGCUUUGGGGCAAAUGUGGAUACAAUCAGCAGUCUACCUGAUGAGAUGAUUCUCAUGAUCGUGCGGUUUCUACCUGCGAAGGAGGCUGCUCGUGUUUUAGUUCUCUCAAAGAGAUUCCAGAAGCUCUUUACCAUUAUACAAGAUCCUGAGUUGGACGAGAAUCAAGAGAAUUUGAGAGGUUUCCUCGAUAGAGUCUCUGCUCUGCCAGAACUUAUCACCUGCAUCAGAAGAUUUUCACUGAAGUAUAAAGAGCGCGUUGAUUCAGCAGACUUUGCUCUUGUGAACAAAUGUAUUUGUCAUGUGCUGAAGCUCGGAGUGAUGGAUUUUCAAAUGUGCUUAGAUGGUGUGGAGAAAGGUUAUUCACUUCCUCCUGAGCUAUUCACAAGCAAGACUUUGGCCAAGCUUACUCUCGGCAAAGGGUUUGAGAUCGAAGAUCUUCCCAGGGAUGCUUUUCUACCGGCCCUUCAGACUCUGGUGCUUGACUCGGUCAGGUUCUUCUCUCUUCGUGGUUGUGCCUUCCAGGGGCUUCUUUCCGCUUCCCCUGAGCUUAGAGAACUGGUCAUAGCAGCGAUGUGUUGGGAGCACUGGGAGUGGUCAGGCAUUUUAUCUAGUCAGAGCCUUCGAAGAAUCUCUAUGGGUCGUGUCUUCUCUGCUGAAUUUGAUGGUCCUCAUAACCAAAGCAUCAGUUUCGAUACACCCAAGCUUGAGUACUUGGAGUACUCUGAUCUGGUUGCACACGACUAUCCCAUCAUGAACCUUCCGGCCCUUCAAGAAGCUAAACUUACCCUUCAGAUGCUGGUGAAUACUCAAUGGGACAAUGUUGAUCUUCCCCAUGAUGUUGAUAUAUACUGGAGUAAUCCAAAGAAACUACUCAAAGGGAUAAGAAACGUCAAGGUCUUGCAUCUGUCAUCAUCAUCAACAUUCGAAGGUCUUAACUACUUCUCCAAGUCAAUUCCGAUUUUAGCGGAUCUCCAUCAUCUGACCAUCACCCACGAAGACAUCGAGUACUGCUGGGAAUUCCUUCCUUGUUUGCUGGAGAGGUCUCCGAAUCUGAAGACUCUCAUCAUUAGGGGUGGAUUGCACUAUGGACAAGAUGAUGUUUGCAGGUGCUUGUCUAGCUAUUCUUGUCUUGUGACCUCAGCUCUGGAGGUGGUGGAGGUUAGCUUACACGACAGCACUUCGAGGGCUGAGUGGGAUCAGUUGGAGCAUUUCUUAGGAAAGCUCCCCUGUCUCCAGCUGCUCAAAGUCAGAUGUGGAGGAAAGAUCAGCAGAGAAGAGAAGCUUAGGAUGGCGAGAGAACUCUGUCAGCUUCCAAAAGCCUCGUCCAAGUGCAAGAUUCGUCAUGGGAUUCAUAUUGCAUACAAGGAGGAUUGCGUGAAUCUCAUCCUCACUAUAGUUCCCAGCAGUGAUCUCUUGUCUUCCUGGGGAGGUCGUGGUGGUGGCUACAAGGAAUUGGAUGAACAAGAAUUAGAGGAAACAAAGAGACGAAGGGGUGAGGCUGAAGAAGUAAUAGCAUAUGCUUCUAAUGCAGAGUUCUUUGUCUCUGACACUGUUGUUGAGCCAUAUAAUGCAACGCUCUCUGUGCAUCAGCUCGUUGAAAACGCUGACGAGUGUAUGGUUCUCGACAAUGAGGCUCUCUACGACAUCUGCUUCCAUACCCUCAAGCUUUCUAACCCCUCCUGUGAGUAA
Messenger RNA from Brassica napus (rape), 5214 nucleotides. RefSeq lists its product as uncharacterized. The coding region runs from base 592 to 5214 and encodes 1540 amino acids. NCBI's taxonomy places the organism in Eukaryota, Viridiplantae, Streptophyta, Magnoliopsida, Brassicales, Brassicaceae. The record is from RefSeq and is a predicted model, not a curated record. Gene Ontology annotation, biological process: microtubule-based process. Gene Ontology annotation, molecular function: protein binding. The transcript has 21 exons. Gene Ontology annotation, cellular component: microtubule.